Messenger RNA from Trifolium pratense (red clover), 1554 nucleotides. RefSeq names its product benzyl alcohol O-benzoyltransferase-like. Gene Ontology annotation, molecular function: acyltransferase activity, transferring groups other than amino-acyl groups. Bases 46 to 1398 code for a protein of 450 amino acids. NCBI's taxonomy places the organism in Eukaryota, Viridiplantae, Streptophyta, Magnoliopsida, Fabales, Fabaceae. The transcript is spliced from 2 exons. The record is from RefSeq and is a predicted model, not a curated record.
UCUUUCAACUAAACAAAUUCAUCUAUAAUCUUUUCUUCUUCUCCAAUGGCCUUCUCUCAACAAGUUGAGUCCUCAUCUCCUUCUAUUGUUUUUCCUGUCCAAAGGCGUCAACCGGAGCUCAUUGCUCCGGCUACGCCUACACCCCACGAAACUAAGCUACUAUCCGACAUAGAUGAACAAGCCAGUUUCCACGCCAAUAUACCAAUCAUACAAUUCUAUCGUAACGAGCCAUCAAUGGCGGGAAAAGACCCGGUUGAAGUCAUAAGAAAUGCAAUUGCACAAGCACUUGUGUUUUACUAUCCACUUGCUGGUAGAAUUAAGGAAGCUGAGGAUUCUAGUGGUAAACUUGUGGUGGAUUGUAAUGAAGAUGGUGUGAUGUUCAUUGAGGCUGAUGCUGAUGUUACACUUGAACAAUUUGGUGAAAUUAAACCACCUUUUCCAUGCUUCCAAGAACUUCUUUAUGAUGCUGCAGUUCCUGAGGGAGUUCUUAAUACUCCCAUCCUACUUAUACAGGUAACACGUUUGAAAUGUGGUGAUUUCAUCUUUGCUCUCCGAUUUAACCACACUAUGGUAGACGGAGUUGGCACAGUUCAUUUCAUGUUAGCAGUGACAGCAAUAGCUCAGGGAGCUAAACAACCUCCAAUUCAACCCUCAUGGCAUAGAGAGCGUCUAAGGGCAAGGGAUCAACCAUGUGUCACAUUCAACCACCGCGAAUACGAACAACUGACUGACAUCCAAACUGACGCCGUUUUAACUGCAACAGAAUUUUCAGAACAAACUUUUUUCUUCGGCCCCACUGAAAUAUCCGCAAUUCGAAGCUUACUUCCACGUGAUCUCGAUAGCAAGUCAACCACCUUCGAAGUCCUCACAUCGUACAUUUGGCGUUGCCGCACAAAAGUGUUGCAGCCAAAUCCAAAUGAAGAGGUUCGAAUGAUGUGCAUUGUGGACGCACGUGAUAAAUUCGAUCCUCCAAUUCCAUUUGGUUACUACGGAAACUGUUUUGCUUUCCCUGCGGCUAUUACAACCGCAGGGGAGCUUUGUGAAAAGCCAUUAGAGUUUGCUGUGGACUUGAUAAAGAAAGUGCGCGAUGAAGUGAGUGAGGAGUAUAUGCAUUCUGUGGCGGAUCUAAUGGUGACUAAAGGAAAGCCAUUGUUUACUAUAGUGAGGUCAUGUAUUGUGUUGGAUACCACAUAUGCUGGACUUAGAGAUUUGAAUUUUGGAUGGGGGAAGGCAGUGUAUGGUGGAAUUGCUAAACCUGGGGCUGGGACUUUUCCUUCAGUACAUUUUCAUGUUCCGGGUCAAAAUGCAAAAGGGGAGGAAGGUAUAUUGGUUUUGAUAUCAUUGCCUACUAAACUUAUGUUAGCUUUUGCCAAAGAGUUGGAUGACUUGAUUGCUUGAGUGAUAAUACUUCAUAAUGUUUUAUUCAAGUAUUUUAAGUGUGGUUUAUGUUGUGUGCAAAGGAAGCAAGAGUUUGGUUUGGUUGUAUGAGCUAAUAAAGAAAUAUCAAUGUAAUUUUAAAUAUUUAAUAAGAAAUCUACUAUCAAAAUAAUCAAA